GCUGUUCUGCUUCGUUUGCUUCGCUGGAGGUGUAGAGAUUGCACGCGUCGCUUCGUCGGCUGUUGGACUUUGCUCCUUCGACGACUUUUCCGUCUUGUCGGAUCGGAAGUUACGACAUUUUGAUAGGAAGCAAAAACCGGAGCUCGCUGGCUGCGAAGCUCAAAUUCGCUCGGCCUAAAUCCUGCAUCCACACAGCCGCUAAGCGUCUCGUGAGUUCGUGGGAGAAAUAGGGACGGAUAACGAUACUCUUUCAAGGGUCUACCUCCUCUGGUCUUUGCCCUAACCAUGGCUACUGCCUUCGCACCGACCGCCCAAGUUGUCGCCUCAGGCGAUGCCGUCGAGGAUGAUGGCUUCGUGGAAUACAUACCAGUGAAGAAGCGCCGCGCUAUGGAGGCACAGAAGAUCCUACAGCGCAAGGGUCGUCUCUCCUUCUCUUCAUCCGCGGGUGGUGCUCCCUCUUCCUCUGAUGAUCCCACCACCUCGCUCCCCCUGCCGGAAUCUAAGCCUAGUCUUCUUGUCAAGGCUUCUCAACUCAAGCGAGACCUCCCUGAGAUCAGCCCCGCAGAGCAGCUCGUUCAGCAAGAGAAGGAAAUGAUUGAGCACCUCUCUGAUCGAAAAACCCUUAUGUCAGUUCGUGAACUUGCCAAGGGCAUCACCUAUACUGAUCCUCUUCCCACUGGCUGGAAACCUCCCACUGCAAUUCGCCGCAUGUCUGCCCGCCAGGCUGAUGCCAUCCGCCGCCAGUGGCACAUCCUCGUGGAGGGUGAUGAUGUCCCACCACCUAUCAAGAACUUCAAGGAUAUGAGGCUUCCUGAGCCUAUUUUGAAGAAGCUAAAGGACAAAGGUAUUGUUCAGCCAACCCCAAUCCAAGUGCAGGGCUUGCCGUUGAUCCUCUCAGGCCGGGAUAUGAUAGGGAUUGCAUUUACUGGAUCAGGGAAGACUCUUGUAUUUGUGCUUCCGUUGAUCAUGGUGGCACUGCAGGAGGAGCUGAUGAUGCCGAUUGUGCCUGGGGAAGGGCCUUUUGGGCUUAUUGUGUGCCCGUCCAGGGAGCUUGCAAGACAAACGUUUGAGGUGGUGGAGCAGUUUCUUGUGCCACUCCGGGAGGCUGGAUACCCAGAUCUCAGGCCACUGCUAUGCAUUGGAGGAGUCGACAUGAGGUCGCAGCUCGAGGUCGUGAAGAAAGGGGUUCAUAUUGUUGUUGCAACACCUGGGAGGCUUAAGGAUUUGUUGGCAAAGAAGAAGAUGAAUCUGGACAACUGCAGGUAUUUGACAUUGGAUGAGGCUGAUAGGCUGGUUGAUUUGGGCUUUGAGGAUGACAUAAGGGAGGUAUUUGAUCAUUUCAAAGACCAGAGGCAGACCCUACUCUUUUCCGCCACUAUGCCUAAGAAGAUUCAGAACUUCGCAAGGAGUGCCUUGGUAAAACCCGUCACUGUCAACGUUGGAAGAGCUGGAGCUGCUAAUCUUGAUGUGAUACAGGAAGUCGAAUAUGUGAAGCAGGAGGCUAAAAUUGUCUACCUCCUUGAAUGUCUCCAAAAGACUCCCCCUCCCGUCCUUAUCUUCUGCGAAAACAAGGCAGAUGUGGAUGACAUCCAUGAAUAUCUUCUUCUAAAGGGAGUUGAAGCAGUUGCUAUUCACGGCGGAAAAGAUCAGGAAGAAAGAGAGUAUGCGAUUGCAUCAUUCAAAUCAGGAAAGAAGGAUGUGUUAGUAGCCACUGAUGUUGCGUCGAAGGGCCUUGAUUUUCCUGACAUCCAGCAUGUGAUAAACUACGACAUGCCCGCCGAGAUUGAGAACUACGUUCACCGGAUUGGAAGAACCGGCAGGUGCGGAAAAACCGGCAUUGCGACGACAUUCAUAAACAAGAACCAGAGUGAAACCACCCUUCUUGAUUUAAAGCACUUGUUGCAAGAAGCAAAGCAAAGAAUUCCACCUGUUUUAGCAGAACUGAAUGAUCCAAUGGAACAUAGUGAAGCUCUUGCUGAUGCUAGUGGGGUUAAAGGAUGUGCUUAUUGUGGUGGGCUGGGACAUAGGAUACGUGAUUGUCCUAAACUGGAGCAUCAGAAGACUAUGGCCAUUGCUGGUUCAAGAAGGGAUUAUUUUGGUUCUGGUGGCUAUCGUAGCGAAAUAUGAUCCUUAUUAAGGAUAUCUCAACCAGUUUCAUUUAAAAUUUCCACUGUAAUUUAAGGUGAGGAUUUGUUCUCGAUUCUCCUCCUUUUAUGUUCUGAUUGCAAGAGAGUGUGUUAUUUAUGCCGAACCAUUAUAUUUACUUAAAGUUCUUCUAGCAUAUGGGGAAAAGCUUGUGUCAGGAAACAUGUAAAAUGCUUUCAAAGCUUAGUUCUUUCCAUGACU
Dendrobium catenatum is the source of this 2346-nucleotide messenger RNA. RefSeq names its product DEAD-box ATP-dependent RNA helicase 35. Bases 286 to 2127 code for a protein of 613 amino acids. Gene Ontology annotation, molecular function: RNA binding; zinc ion binding; RNA helicase activity. The record is from RefSeq and is a predicted model, not a curated record. Gene Ontology annotation, biological process: mRNA splicing, via spliceosome. Lineage: Eukaryota; Viridiplantae; Streptophyta; Magnoliopsida; Asparagales; Orchidaceae. Gene Ontology annotation, cellular component: spliceosomal complex. The transcript has 3 exons.